Molecule: messenger RNA, 8388 nt
Organism: Oryzias melastigma (Indian medaka)
Lineage: Eukaryota; Metazoa; Chordata; Actinopteri; Beloniformes; Adrianichthyidae
Gene: thada
Product: THADA armadillo repeat containing
Exons: 37
Coding region: 508-6243 (1911 amino acids)
Biological process (GO): tRNA methylation
Cellular component (GO): cytosol
Source: RefSeq, a predicted model, not a curated record
GUGCGUCUAUAGUGCUUCGUGAUAAAAUUAAUUCAGAUUAAAAUGUGGAGAUUUCCAUACAGUUACUGUUAUUUUUUUGUAAAAUCAAGCUGUGGUUCAGGAAAUUUUAAUUUUAAAGAAACACCGCAUUGUAAUACGUAUGUUUGGUAGCUGCCGUUUCGUGAAUAAUCUUAUUCUGAAAAUACUACCGGAAACAAAUGACGCUAUCCGUUUUCGCAUGUGGAGAAACCACAUGCUGACUUGGAGUGAACAUAAAUGAUAUUUGUUGUAACACCUCUGUUAGCUUUCUGCUCCUGGUAUUUUAAACAGUUUUUAAAUCAAGUUUAGCUGUAUUUGACUUGUGUCUUUAACGGACAGUCUGUUUCAUGCAGCUAGCUAAUGUUAGUGUUAGCAGGACUUUGACCAAAGUCUCAUUGUGGUUUAUCGCUGGUUUGUCCCCUUUUUUUUUUUUUACUGAGCUUGAAACAUUCCUUGUGGAAGACUGAGGUUUUUCCAUAAAGCAGAACCAUGGUGGUGAAGAAGAAGGCUGCCAAGGUAGAGGCCGUGGUGUUGGAUGAGGAGAAGCUAAACAAGCUGAUAGCAUCUCUCUGUAUCAGUGGAGCAGAUGAGGAAGUGAUGCAGGUUGCUCAGAGUCUGCAGUCCUUCCUGCAGCUCACAGAUCCAGUGCAGCAGGUCCAGCUCAUUAAAAAAACAGGGUCCCAGUUGGAAGUGCUGACAGAGGAGCACUCCGAUGACAUUUUGGAUGCUUGUCUUCACACUUUAUCAGUGGUGUACACCACUCUUCAGGCUAAGAACCCUCUGCGACGGGCUAUUGCCAGUGCUUUAGGUUCAGUUCCUGUGUGGCUUGAGGAGCGGGCCAACAACAGUUUGUGUGGCUGUUUGUCUGACUGUAUGAACAGUUCGUCUUCAGACCGAUAUCCACAGAUUGUUGACAUCAUUGCUGCUUGUCUGGAUGGUUUCCCUCUCGGUGAAAAGUGCAUCAACAGGCUUUUACCUGAAGUGCUGAAGUUUCUUCACAAGGUUUUGGAAAAUUACCCUCAGCAAAACAGGGGUCUUUCAGGCCGUCACGUCGCCCAGGCCCAGCUCAUGCAGUCCUGCCUUUGUGCGGUGAAGACCUCCAUGCUGGUGCUCCAGAGAUCUCAGGACAGCUUGAGUUCAGCUCUGCAGGCAGAACGCGAUGGCAGCAGACUGGAGGACACACUCUGCAGCCUGCUGGGAUGCUACAUCCACAUCCUCACUGAUGAGGAGUUCAUCCAGUCUGUCCAGAGUACAGCUGGGAUGGCAGUGGUGUUGCUGAUCCGGUCCGUCAUGGGGGCUGGAGAAGGAGUUGCUGCUGUGGUGUGCGGUUUGCUCCUCAGCUCUGUUCCAGAUUUGGCUUCAGCUCCUCGGUUCCUGAGACGCCGCUGUGAGUCUCUCUGCGGUGGCGUGCGCCCGUCGGCGGUGUCCUUGUUCCUCUGUCACGGCGCUCUGGCCAUGCUGAGUUGGAAGAGCGCCCCCCCAGGGCCGCAGUGGGAGAGGCUGCUGCUGCUGGUGCCGGACACCCUGCUGGGUUUAGACGUCAGUGUGAAGGAGUCCAGCACCGCCAUGGUGGUGGCUCGGGUUCUGACUCUGUGGAGUGCUGCAGCUCUGGACGGCCUGCAGGGGGAGCCGCGCCUCCUCUCUCCCAGCCUCCGGGACUCCCUCAGUGGAGGAUCUGACCUGCAGCGCCGCCUGCUGGAGCACAUCUACUCCCACUGGGAGCACCCGCUGGAUGGAGUCCGCCAUCAGACCCGUUCCCUGUUCCGUAACCUCCUGCUCCUCCAUCAGCACGCCAACCCGUCCCUCCUCCCCCCACACGAGGACCCGUACGUCAGCCAGCUCACUCACAGCCUCCUGGGUCUAGAGUGGCACAUGAGGGGCAAGUACGGCUCUCUUAGCUGCCUGGUGGAGCUCUACGGGGCCAAGCACCUGCUGGACGUUGAUCCACAGCUGCCGGCCCGUCUGCUGGGCUUGAUGGGCGACCAGACGCUGGCCCCUUACGCCAGCGACCUCCUGGAGAGACUGUUCGUGAGCCACAAGGCACAGCUGGCGGCAGAAACCGAGGACUGGACGGAGAGCUGGCAUCAGACGUGGGUGAGCCCGCUGCUGCUCGUGCUCUGCGGCGCCCGGCCGGAGCAGACCACCUACACUCUGGACUACUUCCUGCCCAAGCUGCUGCGCUGCAGCCCCUCCUGCCUGACGCACAUGGUGCAGGUGCUGCAGGACACCCCGCCCUGCUCCACAGACUCUUCAGGCAGCAGGGGUCCCUUGGGGGCGUUGAUGACCUGCUUACGUGCGGCGAGGGCUCAGGGGGUCACCCCGCCCUCAGAGCAGGCUCUGUGGGGAGGCCUGGUGCCCCUCCGUCUGCUGCGCAGCGCGCUGGUCCACAAACACGAUCAGGUGAGGAUGGACGCUUUGGGGCUGGUGUGUGAGAGCCACCGCAGCACGGAGGUUCUGACUCCACACGAAAUGGAGCUGAUUCGCCACUUCCUCCCCGCCAACCUCAACAGCCAGUCAGCAGGCGUCCGGCAGCAGACGGUCAGCCUGCUGAAGAAGAUGCUCUGCAGAAUGAAGGACAGCUCUCAGCUCCUGCAGAAGAAGCUGAUCCAGGAGGCAGACCCGGAGCAGAGAGUCCAGGACUCCCUGCACCAGUACAAGGAGUUUCUGCGCUGGCUCUGCGUGAGCCUGCUGGACACUCUGCACCCCGGAGCUUCCUUCUCCAAGUGCCUCAUGUCCCUCCAUCUUCUGGGGCUGCUGGGGCAGUUCUUUACCUUCAGCACUGACCCGGAUGGUUUCGCCCUCGGGGAGGUUGUGACUCCCACACAGGCUCAGAACGUCCUCUACUGUGUAGCCAGCAACUUCCUAGAGGUCAAACAGCUGGCCUCCGCCCUGCUACGUCAGCUUCCUCCACCAGCUGUGGGACUGCAGGAGGUGGACAGAAUGCGCUGCGUUGUGCAGGCGGCUCUGGACCUCAGUACCAGCAACAAACCCUUUGACAGCGUCACCGCCGCCCACCUGCUACACCUGCUGCUGCACCAGCCGGACCUGACCGAAGCUCUCGUGUCAUGCUCCCAGGAGGAGGAGCUCCAGCUGGCCUCCCCUCCGGCCCGGGCCUCUGAGGCCGUCAUCCUGGAGCUCAACACUCUGGCUGUGGUUCAGUUCUUGCUGCACCGUCUGCAGUCGGAGGUCUCCAGAGCCGAGUCGUCUCUCCUGCAGGCCGCCGCGUCCUUUCCUCUGUACGGCCGGGCUCACUGCAUCACUGCGGUCCUGCAGCACCUAAACACACAGAGUUUGACUCAGACGCAGCAGUGGAGAUCUCUGGUGUCUCAGCUGAUCGCCGUGUGCUACAGGAUGUCAGAUGUUGUGUUGCCUGUAGUCCAGAGCUCCUCACCUGAGGGGCUCAUCCCCAUGGAUACAGAGUCAGAAACCUCUGAAGGUCUGCAGAAGAUCCUGCAGGAGAUUCAGCCCAGAGACACCAACGACUUCUUCAACAGCGCCAGAGAGUUGGAGAGCAGUCGGCCAGAUGAUCGCGCACAGAGAACCACUCUCAACACAGCGUCAGGAGCCGAGGGCUACAGAGUGACGGCUCAGAUGGUGCUGGUUUGCUGCUGGCGGAGCAUGAAGGAGGUGGCCAUGCUGCUGGGACAGCUGUGUCAGAGUCUGCCUCUGCAGCACGCCGACGGAAACGACCACGCACACUGCGGCCUCAUCACAGAGGAACAGGUGGAGGGUGUCGGCCUGUACUUCCGUCAGCAGCUCCUGCAGUCCCGUCACCGUGGCGCCUUUGAACUGGCUUAUGUGGGCUUUGUGCGCCUCACCGACAUGCUGUGCAGGAGUGGGAGUCGUGUCCUGCAGCAGCUCCCUUCUCGCUGGCUGUCCGAGGUCCUGGAAGAGGUCAAGUCCAGCGACCCGUCCUCCAAGCUGUGCGCCACGCGCCGCAGCGCCGGGAUUCCGUUCUACAUCCAGGCUCUGCUCUCCUCUGAACCCAAAUCUUCCAGCUGUAGUCUGUUGAAGAUGACCAUGAGGGAGCUGACAGCUCUGGCCAUGCCGUCUGCUGACAGGAACACCGACAGCUCCACGGUUCCUCAGGUCCACGCUCUGAACAUCCUCAGGGCUCUGUACAGGGACACUCGUUUGGGGGAAAACAUCAUUCCUUUCGUGUCCGAUGGCGUGCAGGCGGCCGUGCUGGGCUUCACCUCUCCUGUCUGGGCAGUGAGAAACUCCUCCACUCUCCUCUUCAGCUCUCUGAUCACCCGGAUCUUUGGAGUGAAGCGAGGAAAGGAUGAGCACUCCAAGAAGAACAGGAUGACUGGUCGGGAGUUUUUCACUCGUUUUCCGGCUCUUUACCCGUUUCUUCUGAGCCAGUUGGAGGAAGCUGCAGCCACAGUGGAAAGUGACAGUGGUCAUGUGAAGCUACACCCCAGCCUGUUUUUGCUGCUGCUGGUGCUCAGUCGUCUAUACCCCUCCCCCAUGGACGGAUCCUCUUCCCCUCUGGGACUGGCCCCUUUCAUGCCCUUCAUCAUCAGGUGCGGCCGCUCCGCCGUGUACCGGACCAGAGAAAUGGCAGCCCGCGCCCUCGUCCCGUUCGUGCUGGUCACCCAGGUGCCGUCCACCGUCGGUGCUUUACUGCAGGAACUGCCUUCAGGACCGGGACCGGGAAUCCAACAGAACCACAUUCACGGCACUCUGCUGCAGGUGCUGUUUCUCCUGCGCUCUUUCCAGACAGACUCACACAGGCCCCUGCCAGACAGUGGUGGCAUCGGUGGAGCCCUCUGUCAGCACAUGUGGCUCGCUUCUCGGCAGAAUGGCUGUUUGGUGACCAGAGGGGCCUUUUUGAAUGUGGUGUUGUGUCUAUGCGGGCAGAAGAUCAACCUUCUGCAAGAUUCAGAGGUCAGCUCUCUCCGUCAGGAGGCCCUGUCGGUGCUGAUGGCCUCAGAACUCUUCGCCUCUGAUCCUCCGUGCGACGUUGUUGGACCCGGCAGCGUUCAGUACCUUCUCAGCCUGGCCCAGGUGGCGCUUAGUGCCAGCGUAGAGCUCCCUGACUUGUGGGACAGCUCUCAUCUGGCUGCGCAGCUCCUGCAGCGUCUGCUGAGGUGCCCACAGUAUGAGGUGAGGGAGCUGGCAGCGGAGAGCAUCCUGAGAAGGCUUAAGGAGGAGGAGAAGGGGCGGCCUAUGUGGCUUGAUGAGACCACCCUGUCUAACCUGACCAGCCUGGCUCUUCAUGAGCAGCACCCUCAGUGUCUGGCCAAGGUCCUGCAGGUGUUGAGCGUGUGGAGCUCCGGCAGAGAGCUCCGGUGGAGAGACGACGCAAAGACUCUGUCCCAGGAUGAGGUCCUGCUGCACCUCCUCAACCUGACCCAGAGCUCCACUUUCAGUGUGGAGCUCCACUGUGCCGCCCUGACGCUGCUCUCCCAGCUUGUGACUGAGCUGCUGACCUUUGACCCUCAGUGCUCAAGUGCAGUAGCUUGUUUGGCUCCAUGGGGGGCGCUGGUGAGCUCGUGCUGUGAUGAGGAGCAGCCUGUGGAGGUGAAGCUGACGGCCACCAAGGUUCUGGUUGGCUGUACGUCCAGCCUGCUCACCGACCCAGCUCUGGUUCUGGGUCUGCCCACUACGCUCUCACUGUGGAGAAGUCUGUUCCUGCUGCUGCAGGAUGAAGAUCAGGAGGUCCGCGACUCUGCCUCGGACUUCACGUCUCAGGUUCCAGCUCACCUGCUCAGUACAGACGCCGUGGCGGUCCCCGUGUGUCCUCCUGCGGCCCUGGAGGUCGGCGUGGAGCUCCUGUGUCGACUCUGUGAGCUGUGGGGGCAGGUGGGAGCGGGGAUCCUCGUGCUCCUGCAGUGGCUGCUGGGAGAGGAAGAUGAAGAUGAAGGUCCAGAUGAAGCUUCCAGUCUGGACGAAGAGGACUUCCUGUUCGCGAAGGGGGAUCGGAACCUGUGGGCCGAGCCGCUCCUGUGGGUCAAGCUGCUCCACAGACACCUCGGCUCCCUCGUCCUCCGACUGGACCAGGACAGCCCGGAUCCCGAGGAGCUGGUCCAGAUGGAGGCGCGGGCCGGCGCCCAGGCCCUCCGCUUUCAGCGGGCCCUGGAGAGCCUCCCAGCCCUGCCACAGUUCUCCUGCGCCGCCGAGCACGCCCGGCUGACGCUGCGGCAGCACAGGGCCGACCUGGUUCUGAGGCUGCUGGAGGAGCUGGGCUCCAGAACCCAACACGUUUCUGUCACCAAGUGAUCCAGACUCUGAAUGUUUUUAGAUUCUCAUUGAUCCAGAAGAUGUUCAGACUUUUAAAUUAAACCGGAUCAGAAUCGUUGCUUUGAUGCACCAGGAUGUGCAGCCUGAAGCAGCACCGCCGGCCCAACGCCUCGGACACGUCACCAGGCCUGUGUUUGUGCGCGGCUCGUACUGUAUGUUUAAACGAGGUGUUAUUCUCCUGUGAUGUUUAAUUUACUGCAAAAUUCCUCCCAUUGGUCGGCUGUUUUUACGCUUCCCUCUGGUUUUCCUGCUUAUGUAAUUAGGCGGCAGGCACAAUGGAGCAGUGUCCUGCACGGGGUGUGAGUAAACUCCCGCUGCCGCGCUCCUCUCUCCCGUGCUGCAGCAAACCUGACGUAAGGUUCCUCCUCAUCCAGCGUGUGAUGCCGGAGCGCUGCCUCCUGAGGACGCGUUCCAGGGAUUUCUCCACGUCUGUCCUUCACAUUAAACCAUAUAUCACCAUUUUUACUCAGCGCAGACCGUCCCGGGGCAGCCCUCAGCCUAAUUUUAGGGUUGGCAGUAGUAGAUUCCAAACUCUUAUGUCACUUGUUUUUCUCCUUGUUGCUAUUUUCCUUCUUUUUAACUUCUAAGCAUUCAGCGCUGAAAGAACAUAUUGAAAGAUUAGUGGAAAAACGUUUGCAAUCGCUUCACCAAUUAAGAUAGUAUAUGGAAAAAGAGCAGCAGUGUUUGACAAAGCUGUUAUUUCUGCUCGUGUUGUUGUUUUUGUUUGUUUCUUCUAAAACAUCAGCUUUCAGAGCCUAAUAUAGAAGUCCCACCCUCUGCUGCUAAUUCUGCGAUCUUUCCAGUCUUUUGAACUCCGAAAGCAGACCGAGAGAAGUUUGACAUUUUCUUGUGAGCGUUUUACCAUGUAGGGGAGAUGAUUUCAAGCAGACGCUGCAACAGCAGGGAGGUUUGUUGGGAAAAUGUCAAGUAAGAACACUUGAACUCACAGGCACUUUUGCCGAUCACCUCGGCUGUUUACAAAGAUAUAGAAAUGACACCGUCCUCCCCAUUAGUUUAGUUUCAUUCAAAAUUUAGCUUGAACGUUUCAAAAAGUUCUUAGCUUUUAAUUAUUUCAUUUAAAACAAAUAUAACUAGAGUUAAGACACGUUUUUGUAAUCCUCCUUAGAAUAUAUCCUUGAAACUUUGUAUGCAGAUUAGUUCACUUGUUUUUAUUUAGACAUUUUUCACUGUUUUGACUUUGUCUUUGGUUUAAAUACAUUUUUGUUUUGUCUCUGCACAUUUUAUCUUUGCUAUAAAACAUAAAAACUGUUUGAUCUAUUUUUUACUUGUGUACAUAAAAUAAUUAGUUGUUUUAUUACCGUUUCACCAUUUUUGUGGAAUUAUUGUGUUAUAUAAUGAAAAAUAUCAUUAAAAUACAAAGCUGGGUUUGUACAAAAAAGAUGGAUAUCCAGCAUUAAUGCAAAAAACAAGAUAAUUUAACAGAGUGAAUUGUAAAGUAGGAGAAAAAGCUCAAAAAGGCCCAAGACUACUGAGAGUUAAGACUAGAUUUUUUUUUUUUUUUUUUUUGCAUGACUAAGGCUCCUCUUUACAAUGGAGUAUUAGGGCCAGUUUACUUUUUAAAGACUUUAAAUCUUGUAAAUUUACGAGAAAAAACUGUAACUGUUAAAUUUGGAGAAUAAAGUCGUACAUUUGUGACUUUAAAAGUCAUAAGCUAAAUUUACGAGUUUUUUUCUUGUAUAUUUAAGAGAAUUUCUUUUUUUUGGGCCCUAAUAAUCUGUCAUACCUCUUUAAGGACAGACUCUUGAUUAUUUUUCGUUUUUAGCAAAAAAUCACAAUCUUGUAUCGUUUACUAUGAUAGUUUCUGAAAUUUGCCACAGAGUAGUGGGCACAGAGCAAGCCCGGCCCCACUUCCCGUCUCCCAUCUUUUUACACUCUCUUCCUCUAGCUCACCACAUCUCACACCUGCAACCUAACAUUACCGGUGCAACGAAAAUGGCAGGAAAUAUUUAUCCAGCUGCAGUUUUGAGCAGCUCAAACAAGGAAAACAAAGAUCACAAACAUGGAUCUAUCUACAAGUGGAUGCAUCAGAAUGGAGUGGAGCAGGGAGUUUGUGACCUGUUGAUUAUAGCUUCUACAUCAGAAAUAAAUUCUUUUUCAAAUUGA